Molecule: messenger RNA, 1543 nt
Organism: Exaiptasia diaphana
Lineage: Eukaryota; Metazoa; Cnidaria; Anthozoa; Actiniaria; Aiptasiidae
Exons: 2
Coding region: 157-1089 (310 amino acids)
Cellular component (GO): endoplasmic reticulum
Molecular function (GO): ubiquitin binding
Source: RefSeq, a predicted model, not a curated record
UUAGUUCUAUGCUUAAAAGUAGAGUUUUUCUUCCGGUGYUGAUUAUARAAUCCCCGGCCAGGGGUGUGAGGGGGRUUUAUUUUCUCUGUAAGAGCGCUCCUGGACCCGGAUAUCGUUGUCAAAACAACUUGCAAAUCCAAGGAAGAUGUAGGCAAAAUGGAUUCCCAUCAUGAACUUCUUGAUCGCAUAAGAAAGCACAGCACUCAUUCUAGAGAAAGUGGAAAAGGACCACUAAAGGCUACAGAUGCGGCAAUUGUWAAUCAGCGAAGGUUUAGCGAAGUUGUAACAAGACAGACUCCAUUGCAUGGAAGUAGACGAGCUUCAUCUGGAUGUAUCACAAGAGAUAGACCAUCAUCUCAUUUAUCAUCACCAGAACCAGAUCGCCAGUCACCCAGACCAAUGUCCAGUCAGUCAGUAGACAAUGCUGGCUUGGCUAUGCGCAGAGCAAUUAUGCUACAGCGACAAAAUGCAACAACAGAAGAGYCUGAUGCUCAAUUUUAUGAACAUUUUCCUCAUACACCUCCAAGGCCACCUUCACAGCCAAGACCUAAAUCUGCUAAAGGUAGACCAAGGUCUGGUUCACGCCCUCGUUCUAGUUCUGGCCAUGGUCAUCACACACCAGAGUCACCAUCUCCAACCUUGUCUCAAUCUUCUAUGUCAUUUUCAAAAUAUAAACCUUUGCCAUCAAUUAGUUCUUCUAGAUUGUCAACAACAUCAUCAUGUAGCUCAAGCAGUACUAACGAUAUAAAUAUGCCUCAAUAUGAAAGUAAUGACUUAACUCAUAAAAUGAUGAACAUGUCAUUGAGAAGAAAGAAAAACCCACCACUAGAGCCAACGGAAACUGAGCCACAAAGGAUCCAACUUGCUAUCAAAAUGCUUGAUGGAUCUCGACAUGAGCGAUGGUUUAAGUUAUCUAACACAAUAGAGGAUAUCCUUUGUUUUGCAGAGUCUGUAUCAAAUGAAGUACUGCCUGAUAACUGUGAAAUAUGUACAAAUGAACUGCCAAAGAGAGUAUUUAGUGAUUUGUCACUUACACUAGAGGAUAUAGGUUUAGAAUCAAGAACUGUACUAUAUAUUCAAGAGAGAUGACAGCAUAUAUUUGAUUUUGCACAUAAUAAGGAUAUAUCAUGGUAAAUUUAAGGUGCUGCAUUACAGUAAAUGUCCAGUCAUCCAGUUAUAUUUAAAAGUUACAAUUAGCAGUGUGACGAUGUGGUGAACAAGUUAAAGUUCAGUGAUGAUAUAAAAAUCAAAGAUCACCCAUAAUUUUAUGGGUUUUAAUCAUAUUUGCUUUUAAAUUUCUGCUUAAUCUUUUAUGAUGAAAGAACUGUAUUUUUAUACCAUAGUUGCAUGGUCAAAAUCAAAUUUUAAGCAAUAAAGCCCUGGAUUUAAUGUAUUUAUUUAAAUCAAAACUAGCUUAUCUUAUAUGUGGCUUUCAAAGCAUUUAACAUUUUUUACAUUAGUGCUAUAUAGUGGCCAAACGUGUAAAGAUUGCAAGAAUGCUUACUGAUGAAUACAAUGCAGAAAUAAAACAGUUGAAAGCAUA